Temnothorax curvispinosus is the source of this 1884-nucleotide messenger RNA. RefSeq names its product L-galactose dehydrogenase-like. Gene Ontology annotation, cellular component: cytosol. Lineage: Eukaryota; Metazoa; Arthropoda; Insecta; Hymenoptera; Formicidae. The transcript is spliced from 8 exons. Bases 751 to 1788 code for a protein of 345 amino acids. Gene Ontology annotation, molecular function: L-galactose dehydrogenase activity. The record is from RefSeq and is a predicted model, not a curated record.
GCAUGCUAAUAAUAGUUAAUUUCUAUGUAAAUAAAAUUUAUAAAAUGGGAAAAAUAGAGAGAGAAGCAAAUUUUUAUGUAAAUUUAUCAUCGAUAAAGCAGCGCUUUGACAGAUUUCCGUUUAAUCAGUAACUGGUACAUGGUAAUAACGUGCUGUCGAACCAAUUUACAUUGUAAGAUGGCAACACAUAACGAGGCAAUGUGUUACAUAAGUCGUCGUCAUCGACGAUCAGUGCCCGAAUAAAUUCCACGUACGCAUUUACUCCUUCACUCCAUUCCUUUCGUUCAAAGAGCGAUAAUAUAGUGCAUACGUGAUAACGUUCGAUUAAAACCCGCUCACUUUGAUGAUAACAGCUCAAUCUAGGUUUCAUUGCCGUUGUGAGACGUGGUCAUCGCAAUAAAACCGUUAUCAGUGCGAUAUCCGGACACCAGUAAACACGUACGAAAACAGUGAGAAGAUAACAAAAUAACGUCGUGCUAACUCUUGUCACCGCGAAUCGCUUGUGAUCUAUAUAUUUUAAAGAUUUUUAAACCGAUAUAUUGAAAUAUGUAUAUCUGUGUGUAAAUAUACGUGAUUGAUAUAUAAUUGUGCUAUCUCAUAAUUAUUCUUCAGCAUUAGAUAUUGUUAGGAUUUUAUUUUGUACCCUCAUUACUGCACGUUUAUUGUAUAUGAUGUUUUUAUACUUUUGAACAUCCAUUUCUCCUUUCUCUAAUACAAGUAUAAAGAUUGUUACUAGCUGCAGAGGUAGGCAUGUUUCCUCCGACCUACAUCGAGGGUUUUCACGACCCUGAAGCAGUAAAAUCUAUGAAGUACAAAGAGCUUGGGAAAACUGGGCUGCUUGUAAGCAAAUUAUCUUUCGGCUCCGGUCCGCUUGGCUGUCAUUACGGCACGUAUGACGAGGCGGACGCUAUCAAAGCUGUACGUGAAGCAAUAAGACAAGGCAUUAAUUAUAUCGAUACAGCACCGUGGUACGGCCAAGGUCGUUCCGAGGCAACACUCGGCAAGGCAUUAAAGGGCAUUCCUCGCGCAGCUUACUACCUCGCGACGAAAGUUGGCAGAUACGAGUUAGAUUAUGACAAUAUGUUCGAUUUUACCGUCGAGAAAACUCGGAAGAGUUUCAAGAAGAGUCUGGAACUGCUAGGAGUGGAUUAUGUCGAUGUUAUUCAGGUUCACGAUAUCGAAUUUGCACCCUCAUUAGAUGUAAUAGUCACGCAAACCUUACCGGAGCUGUCAAAGUACGUGGCCGAGGGCAAAGCCAGGCAUAUAGGUGUAACCGGGUACCCGGUGUCCAUACUGAAAGAAUGCGUCGAAAAAAGUAACAUAAAUAUAGCCAGCGUGUUGAGUUACUCGAGACUCACUCUCAUCGACGACACUUUGUUGGAAUACGUUCCAUUCUUCAAAAAGCACAAGAUCGGUCUAAUUAAUGCCGCAACACCAUGUAUGGGUCUCCUAACGAAUAAUGGCCCACCGAGCUGGCAUCCAGCCUCUGACGAGACAAAGAAACAAUGCGCGAAUGCUGCGCAAUAUUGCAAGGAACAUGACGUGGAACUCGGCAAACUAGCGAUAUGGCACUCCAUGCAAUACACGGAUAUAGACACCAAUUUGGUUGGAAUACAGAACACAAAGCAGUUGCAGAUGAAUCUGGAUGUGAUGCGAAACGGCAUUACGGAAAAAGAAAAAGCACUGUUGCAAGAAAUUCAAGAAACGUUUCUGUCGACAGUGAAGAAUCAGCACUGGGAAGGUAAAGAAAUCCGUGCGUACCGAGAAGCCACCAAGAAGAACAUAUGAGAAAAAUAUACUUUUAUUUCCGCCGUUUUAUGUACCAUUUAUAGAAUUUUAUCUUAGAAUUUAAAAAAUUAUACGACUAACAACGUUCUGCUCAUA